CGAUUCGACGAGAGCAACGGAACUGCCAGAUGGACCGACCCAGGGUCGACCUGACCUGCAGCUCAGGCUUGUGCUCCCCUUGCUCUCAAAUAAAAUAGCAAGCUCGUUGAUUACUCGAAUGCUCGGUUGAGCAAGCACCAGACGAAACAAGGCAAGCCACCAAUCAAUGGCAGCGCUUCCGAGCCAAUUUGGACCGAUGGACUCGCCACGCCGAGUGUCGGAUUGAGAAUGAUGGUCUUUUGGCUCCACGACCUUCAUUCGACAUAACCGCACUCCAAAUGUCCUGCCAUCAUUUCCCAACUUGCCUUGACCACAACCAUGAGCUCUGUCUUCCGCCACGCUGCUCGCCACGGGCGCCGCACGGUCCACGCUAACGGCCGUCGUCUCACAACGGAUGCCACCGCCGACGCCAAGGAGUUGUACGGCCGCAAGCAGCAGCAGCAAUGGCAGCGCUACUGGGGCCACUCCCGGGGCUGCGGCGGCGGCGCCAUCUUUGCGAUUGCUACGUUUGCCGGCGGGUACUAUAUCGGAUCGUCGUCGUCGUCGGCAAGCGACGCGAGUCGUCGCGAUUGGCAACAGGAGCUGCGCGACGACAACCGCGAGCUGAAGCGGCGUCUCGACGACCUCCAGCGCCUUGUCGCCAACGCCCCGCCCACGACUGGUCCGUAAAGAAACCUUGGACGAGCGAUAACUUGAAUCACCACUGCGUAAUCCCCGAUGCGCUCGCCUGAGAGUUAAUGCAUGCAAAUGCAGCCUGUAUGGGGACGA
Saprolegnia diclina VS20 is the source of this 768-nucleotide messenger RNA. RefSeq lists its product as hypothetical. The transcript has a single exon. The coding region runs from base 319 to 669 and encodes 116 amino acids. NCBI's taxonomy places the organism in Eukaryota, Oomycota, Saprolegniomycetes, Saprolegniales, Saprolegniaceae. The record is from RefSeq and is a predicted model, not a curated record.